Molecule: messenger RNA, 2700 nt
Organism: Psammomys obesus (fat sand rat)
Lineage: Eukaryota; Metazoa; Chordata; Mammalia; Rodentia; Muridae
Gene: Slfn14
Product: schlafen family member 14
Exons: 4
Coding region: 1-2700 (899 amino acids)
Biological process (GO): mRNA catabolic process; rRNA catabolic process
Molecular function (GO): RNA endonuclease activity; ribosome binding
Source: RefSeq, a predicted model, not a curated record
AUGCCCUAUGCUGAGAUCACUGUGUAUCUGGGCAAAGUGACUUUGGGAGAAGAGAACAGGAAGAAGAUGACCAAUAGUUGCUUAAAAAGACAUGAGAACUCAAGUAUCAUCCAGGCUGUGUGUGCACUGCUGAAUUCUGGAGGAGGUGUGAUCAAAGCAGAGAUAGAUGACGGAAACUAUAGUUACCGAUGCCAUGGGCUGGGGCAGGAUUUGGAAACUUCCUUUCAAAAACUCCUUCCGUCAGGUUCACCGAAGCACCUCGACUAUGUACAACAGAACCAUGACCUCCUGAUUUUUGUGAAGUCGUGGAGCCCAGAUGCCUCCAGCACUCCACUGAAGAUUUGCAGUUUACGCUCCAACUUAUACCAGAGGGAUGUGACCUCUGCCAUCAACUUGACUGCCAGCAGCGCCCUGGGGCUUCUCAGAGAGAAAGAGUCUAAAGCCCAAAGAGGUCCCCCCAGGUUACAUUCUCUGGAAUGCGCCCUCAACCGAUCCAUUCAGGAAGAGGAAGAUAUUAAGAUGUGCGCCUCUGAAUUUUUUAAAAAAGAUAGACUCAACUACAAGGAGAAGCUUAACUUCACAGAGUCAACUCAUGUCGAGUUUAAAAGGUUUACCACCAAAAAGAUUGUUCCUCGGAUUAAAGAGACUCUAGCUCAUUAUGUUUCCGCAUUUGCCAACACUCAGGGGGGAUACAUAAUUAUUGGGGUUGAUGAUAAGAGCAAAGAAGUGUUUGGAUGUAAGAAAGAAAAAGUGAACCCCGACUCACUAAAAACAGAAAUUAAAAACUGCAUAGAAAAGUUGCCCACAUACCAUUUCUGUCGUGAAAAACCCAAGGUGAAUUUCACAACCAAAAUUUUGAAAGUUUACCAAAGAGAGGCCCUGUAUGGUUAUGUCUGUGUGGUUCAAGUACAGCCGUUCUGUUGUGUCGUGUUUGCAGAGGACCCAGAUUCCUGGAUCAUAAAGAACAAUACUGUCACAAGGCUGGUGGCUCAGCAAUGGGUGGACAUGAUGCUCGACCUUCAGCCAGGUAAAAAGAGAGGGAAAGCAUUGCUGAACUACAGUGCUCGCCCGAUGUCAGCAGCUUUAUCUGCACCGAGAAGGCCAGCGUACCUCACAAAAGUCCUGGAACAUAAGGAGGCUCUGCAGCGUCGUUUGCUUCCAGAGACACAGGAAGACCUACAAUUUCAGCCAGAGUCCCUGCGUGAGAAGCUGUUCUCAGAUCAUGAUGGCCUGGAGGACUUGCUGAAGGCACAGACACAUUCCUGCUCUCACGGGGUUGUGAUACUUUCUAGAAGCUGGGCUGGUGAUAUUGGUUUAACGAAAGAGCAGAACGUCCUGUGUGAUGCUCUCUUGGUGGCAGUCAACAGCCCCCUGGUGCUCUACACCAUCUUACCAGACCCCAGUUGGAAUGGAAGAUCUGACUAUACUCAGAAUACCUCCCUUCAGUUAAAGCAGCAGCUACAAUCUAUUGGCGGCUACACGGGGAAAGUAUGUGUCAUUCCAAGGCAGAUAUACCUGACCGGCGGCGGAGGGUCCAGCCCUGAUGCGUCUCCCGUGUACUACCCCUGCUCCUACACGCUCUCCAGCAGAGCUGAAGUGGAGGCUUUGCUGCAGGCCCUUGUGCUGGUCUCACUGUGCUCCAGGUCGGUGCUGAGUGACCAGCUGGGCUGCGAGUUUUUCAAGCAGUGUGCGGAAGAACAAGGCAACUCUCUUUCCAGGAAGCUCCAGGAAACCCGGGAACUGUUCAUCCACUGCGUUCCAGGAACCAGGAAGACAGAUCUAGCCAUAAAGAUUGUGGAGAAAAUUAAGGAUGUGUUCCACUGCAAACCAAAAGAGAUCCUCUAUGUUUGUGAAAAUGACUCCCUAAGGGGUUUUGUGAUGCAACAGGUCACCUGCCAAGCUGUGACCCGGAAGACCUUCAUGAGAGAUGAGUUCCCAAAGAUUAAACAUAUAGUGAUGGACGAGACUGAGAAUUUCUGCAGUCAUCAUGGUGACUGGUACCUGAAGGCUAAGAGCAUCACCCAUCCAAAAGUGAAGGGGGCUGCAAGGGGCAGCCUUCACCGUGGGAUCCUCUGGAUUUUUCUGGAUCCUUUCCAGAUCCGUCAUGCAGAUAUCAGUGGCCUUCCUGCUCCUUCUUCUCAGUUUCCUCGAAAAAUUAUCACCAACCAGAUGCACUGUGCUGUGGAAAUCGCAAAGGUUAUGAAAGAAGAAAUGAAGUGGAUCCAAGAAAACCCUCCCUCCGACAUAUCUCCAGAUACCCUGGCAAUGUUCCAGGAGGCUCCCUACGAGGAAGCAAUGUACACCCAGGCUCUGCCUGGGGUGUGUGAGAUCAAGGCUGACCUGACACCAGAACAAAUUGCCAACUAUGUGGCAGAAAAAUGUCACAGCCUGUUCCACGAUGGCUAUCUGCCCAAAGACAUAGCAAUUCUGUACAGGAGAAAGGAAGACAAAGGACAAUAUAAGGAUGCGUUGCUAAGAGCAAUGGACCGUGGGGCAAUGGAGGUUGCAUUCAGCAGCGCUGCCGAUGUUUGUAGCAAUAGCAUCAUUUUAGAUAGCAUUCAGCAGUUUUCAGGCAUGGUGCGGAAUAUUGUGUUUGGGCUUAGUCUUGCAUCCGUGCAGUCAGAGGGGGUUCAUAAACUCUGCUUUGCCUCAAGAGCCAUUAAACACCUCUAUUUGCUGUAUGGAAGGACAGCCUUCUGA